AUGGCGGUUUGGGUUUCGGGUAAGGUGUGGCAGACUGCUGAAUCCUCAAAUUCUAUCCAUAUCUUCGAAAACUGUAAGAAGACAGAGAGAAGUAAGAUGAGAGUUUUUUUGGUAUACGAUGAAGAUUCGGAGUUAUCCGGUUCCCAGUGUUUUGUCCCCACUUCCCGCGUUCACCACCUGUCUUAA
Oldenlandia corymbosa var. corymbosa is the source of this 186-nucleotide messenger RNA. Lineage: Eukaryota; Viridiplantae; Streptophyta; Magnoliopsida; Gentianales; Rubiaceae. The record is from the annotation of a GenBank genome assembly.